AAUUUCUUUAACUUCGCAAUCGGCCCGACCUCCACUCUUCUCUCCGUUUCACGGCAUGGAUUGAUUUUGAACUUGUUCACGAUCUCUGCCUUCCAAUCACUUUCUCUCUCUAGGCGUCUCUGUUUUGUCUAUUUACCGGUUUCUCCCUAGGGUUUCGAAUCCAACUGUUCUCCCUGUAAUAGAGGGAGUAGGGUUUUGGCGACAUCCACGCCGUAGAAGUCCAACCUUGGUGGUUCAUCUGAUCGUCAAAAGCGGUCUACUCUUUGAUACAUGAAUUGAACGAGUUUGCUUUGGCGAGCGCUAUAAAAAAAAGCACUAUGGGCUAUUGAGAAUUUUUCUGGGCUAGCAAAUGUUGAAUGCUUGUUGCAAUGGACUUAAAUGCCUCGCCGCUACCUGAAGAAGAUGAAGAGACUUUUGAACGGCAUAUAGAAGAAUACACUGCACCAGAAGAACAUGUAGAGUCUGCAGUUGAAAUUUCGCGCCGGGAGCGCGAAGAAAGACGUAGGCGGCUGAAAAGAGAACGCCCAGAUGACAGAUCGGUGAAUGGGCCUUCUGUGCAUGAUCGACCGUUUCAAACAAGAAAUCAUAGACCACAUGAUAGAAAUAAGCUCCCCCCUGGUUGGUUGGAUUGCCCUGCAUUUGGUCAGGAAAUCAAUUUCAUUAUUCCUUCUAAGGUGCCUCUCGGUGAAUCCUUCAAUGACCUUGUCGCUCCUGGUAAAAGAUACUCUUCUAGACAAGUGAUUCAUCAACAGAGAGUUCUAGGAAGAAAACUUGGUUUAGUAAUCGAUCUGACCAACACCACUCGUUACUAUCCAUCAUCAGAUUGGGAGAGAGAAGGUAUUAAGCAUAUCAAGAUCGCAUGCAAGGGGCGGGAUUCUGUACCUGAUAAUGCAGCUGUAAACUCCUUUGUUUAUGAAGUCUCUCAAUUUCUUUCUCGUCAGAAACAAACAAAGAAGUAUAUUCUGGUACAUUGUACCCAUGGUCAUAAUCGCACAGGUUAUAUGAUCGUUCAUUAUCUUAUGCGGUCACAGUCAAUGUCUGUCACUCAGGCAAUAAAAAUUUUUGCUGAUGCACGUCCUCCAGGAAUCUACAAACAUGAUUAUAUUGAUGGACUGUAUGCAUUUUAUCAUGAAAGAAAGCCUGAAUUGGUCAUUUGUCCUCCAACUCCUGAGUGGAAGAGAUCUUCAGAUCUUGAUCUCAAUGGUGAAGCGAUGCCUGAUGAUGAUGAUGAUGGAGUCUCAGUGGCUCCUGGGCAUGAAAAGCAUGAGGUAGAUGUAGUAAUGACAAAUGACGACAAAAUAGGAGAUGACAUACCUCCUGAGCAGCAGAAGGCACUGCAGCAGUUCUGUUAUCAAUCACUUAAGUUGCCUGUAGGGGGGCAUAGAGGACCCUCGCAAUUCCCCGGGUCACACCCAGUUUCACUUAACAGGGAUAAUCUACAACUGUUAAGACAACGCUAUUAUUAUGCCACAUGGAAAGCUGAUGGAACUCGAUAUAUGAUGCUAAUAACUGUGGAUGGGUGCUAUUUAAUUGAUAGGACUUUUACAUUUCGGAGGGUCCAGAUGAGGUUUCCCUGCAAAAUUACAAAUGAUGGUUUUGUCGAAAAGACUCAUCAUUUUACAUUGCUUGAUGGGGAGAUGAUAAUCGAUACCAUGCCAGAUUCACAGAAGCAGGAGAGGAGAUACCUCAUCUAUGAUCUGAUGGCAAUUAACCAAGUGUCAGUCAUAGAGCGGCCCUUCUAUGAAAGGUGGAAGAUGCUAGAAAAAGAAGUGAUCGAGCCUCGGAAUUAUGAACGCCAGAAUGUUUACCAAAGUAGGAAUCCUUAUUACAGAUAUGACUUGGAACCAUUCAGGGUGAGAAGGAAGGAUUUUUGGUUGCUGUCUACUGUUACCAAGCUUCUAAAGGAAUUCAUUCCAAGACUUUCACAUGAUGCAGAUGGUCUUAUUUUUCAGGGUUGGGAUGAUCCUUAUAUUCCCCGUACACAUGAAGGCCUCUUAAAGUGGAAAUACGCUAACAUGAACUCAGUCGACUUUCUAUUUAAGAUGAGUGCUGAUAAUCAUCCACAGCUUUUUCUGAAUGAACGAGGGAAAGAGAAACUGAUGGAAGGGAACCGGGUUUCAUUUAAAGAUGGUUUAGAUCCCUCUUCAUAUCAUGGAAAAAUUAUUGAGUGUUCUUGGGAUUUUGAUGCAAAAGAAUGGAGCUUUAUGCGGGUCAGAAUUGAUAAAUCAACCCCAAAUGAGUUUGGAACAUACAUGAAGGUGAUGCGAAGCAUAAGGGACAAUAUUACAGAGGAAGUGCUGUUAACUGAGAUUCGCGAAAUAGUUCGCUUGCCUAUGUAUGCUGAUAGGAUAUGGAAUGAUAGCAAAGCCCACCAGCAUACAAAUGCAGCACGACGUAGGUGAAUGGAGAGUGACAAUUGCCCGAAAAUCUACAGAAUCAGCAGUGGAUACAGGCAACAGGACAGCCCCAGAUGUGUGCCCUUGCUUUCUGACUGCCCAAGUUACUAGGUGUUUUAAGUGGCAUCAUGAUUGGUAUGUGUAUUUGGCGGAUCAACAAAAGGGUCACUGAGAAUAUUGUGUAGUUAGCUACCCCUUGGUCACUGUCUUGUAGCUUGAGCUAGACUGGUGAAUUAUAUGAUCCAGUUUGCUCGCUUAAAAGUUGUUCUCCUCAUUGGGACUCAAAUUCUUUCUUUUGAUAGUUUUCCAGAUUUUAAGAAUAGUACUAGGAUCACCAUGUAUAUUAAUAUAGACAUUAUUAUUAUUUUUCACUUACCUAGUGAUUCUGAGUUGUCUCGAAGAAGUGUCAUCAUUUUUGCACCUGAAGCUCAAGUUUCAUAUUGUGAUU
Vitis riparia (riverbank grape) is the source of this 2844-nucleotide messenger RNA. Its product is annotated as mRNA-capping enzyme. Bases 357 to 2402 code for a protein of 681 amino acids. The transcript has 18 exons. Gene Ontology annotation, molecular function: ATP binding; protein tyrosine/serine/threonine phosphatase activity; mRNA 5'-triphosphate monophosphatase activity. Lineage: Eukaryota; Viridiplantae; Streptophyta; Magnoliopsida; Vitales; Vitaceae. The record is from RefSeq and is a predicted model, not a curated record. Gene Ontology annotation, biological process: protein dephosphorylation; 7-methylguanosine mRNA capping.